UAAGCACGUCACGUUUAUUAAACGUUUUAACCACGUACUUUUUUGGUUUUUCCGUCCAAGGCUUUUUUAAACGUUUUUUAAACGCCUUAAAAACGUUGCAUAUAUCACGUAGUAUUUGAUACGUAGUUUACACGUAUUUUAAACGUAACAUAUUUUGAUUUUUAAACGUAAUAACUCAAUUAUAAGAUUUGGCGCACGGUUCAAGAAUUACAGAUUAAUUUGGAAUAUUUAAGCGCAUUUUUUUGGCAGCUAGUUAUAACUCUUGAAACAACAAACUUUUUUAUAAUUCUUGCAGCAAUUAUAACUCAAUAACUCUUGAAAUAGUUACAACUCUUGAAAAAACGAAAUAACCCAAACAAAACAACUUUUCAAAUAACGCUUAAGAAUUCGUUACAGAAAAUGUCAGAGGAUUCUCCAAUCGCCACACGAAAGCGUUCUCAUCCAAGUACAAGUUCAUCUUCUGCAUGGAGAGCACGCAGAGCAGCUGUUUUAAAUAUGUCUGAAGUACCUCAAAAUCCUAAUUUUUUGGAUCUCAGUUCUAUUAAGAAUGAUAUUAUUCAAAAUAAGAAUAAAGAAUAUACUUCAUCGGAUGAUGCUUCCAGUUGUAAUACUCAGAAUGCAAAUGCUAUAUAUUCAACAUCAGAUGAAAUUGCCAGUGAUAAUGAUAUGUUUGAAAAUUUGCUGCAGUCAGGAACAAAAAGUUUAUAUGAUGACCUUCUCUGUUCUAAAUUACGAGAUUGGGCUCUAAAAAACAGUUGCACACAAACUUGUAUAAAUGAAAUUUUAAAUCUUUUUUUGGAAAAUCAUCACAACGUGCCCAGAGACUCAAGAACAUUGUUAAAAACAAAAAGAAGCAUUCCUUCCACUAAAAUAGAUGGACAUGGAGAGUAUAUUUAUCUUGGUUUAAGAAAAGAAAUCACAAAUCAAGUUGUUUUACAUUCCAUUACGGAAACUACCUUAAACUUAUCUUUUAAUAUAGAUGGCCUCCCGUUAUUUAAAUCCAGUUCUACUCAACUGUGGCCAAUUGCAGUAUCUAUUAUAGAAUUUGACCCUUUUCUUGUUGGACUUUAUUGUGGAGAAAGCAAACCGCCCUGCGAUGUUUACUUGAGAGAAUUUGUUAAUGAGUUAUUAGAAUUACAAGACAGUCUUAUUGUAGUAAACAAUGUUCAUUACAAAGUUAAUAUUUAUUCAUUUAUUUGUGACGCUCCUGCUCGAGCUUUAUUAAAAGGUAUUGUUAGUCACUCAGGAUUUCAUUCUUGUGAGAGAUGUACCAUAGUGGGAGAAAGUAUAAGCAGUCGAACUGUUUUCUCAAUGAGAGAAGAAGGUGUUGUUUUAAGGACAAGUCAAAAAUUCAAAAAUGACGAGUAUUUUGAAAAAGAUUUAAAUGGAAGAGCACAUCAACACAGUAAAUCAGUUUUAAGAAAAGUUACAUCUGUAAAUUUUAUAAAUAUGUUCCCACUUGACUACAUGCACUUAGUGUGUCUAGGAUGCAUGCGUAGGCUGCUGUAUUUCCUUAAAGGAAAUAUCAAAGGAACUAUUAAGGGGAAAUUGUCCGCUAAUAUGAUGAACCAAAUUUCUGAAAAGCUUGCUGCUUUAAAUGGUAAACUACCGAGCGAGUUUGUCAGACAGCCUAGAUCACUGACUGAACUUGAUCGGUGGAAAGCUACUGAACUCAGAUCUUUUUUGCUAUAUACUGGUAUAGUUGCAUUAAAGGGGGUUGUUGACAGCUCUGUUUACAAGCAUUUUUUAAGUCUGUCUCUUGCGAUAAGGUUUUUAUGUGAAAGUGAUGAUGUAUUGAGAAACUCGAAUCUAGAAAAUGCUCAACAACUUAUUGAAUAUUUUGUUAUUAAUUCUAAUGAGAUUUAUGGAGAUUUGUUUUGUGUAUAUAAUGUACAUGGACUUUUACACAUUUGUGAUGAUGUAAAGUUUUAUGGAGUCUCGCUUGAUAAAUUGUCUGCCUUUAAGUUUGAAAACUAUCUUCAGAAAUUGAAAAGAUUAGUUCGCAGCAAACGUAACCCUUUGGCUCAAGUAUGUAAAAGAUUAGAUGAAAUGACUGACUACAAGCAAGUUAAAAAAGUGACAGGUAGAAUGACCACAACCAAAAAAGAUUCUUGUUUUUUAACUGAGGAUAGCAUUGUAUUUCUUCAAAAGUUAGUUAAUGAAGACCACUAUCAGUGUUUUUCUUAUAGCAUACAGUUUAUAGAUAAUUACUUUACUGCUUUUCUUCCUUCAAGAGAUAUUGGAAUCUACUUUGUCAGGAGUACAAUAAAACCUGUUGUUUGUGUUAUGCAGAAAAACAGCUUUUUGCGGAAAUGUAUUUUCAUGAAAGUUAAAGAUGGAUUUGUUGUUUCUGCUUUGGUGCAUUCUGUUGAGUUAAGUGGAGAAUGUUGAUAUGAUUUACAAGAACAACAUUUUAUGCAUAUACUUUUAUUUAUAAUUUUUAUUAAUAGAUUGUUGCCAGGUUACAUAAAAGUAUGAAUAGGAUUAAUUGAAUGAAUAUACGUAUUAAAUUUUAAUUGAUUUAGGUUACAUAUAAUAUUUAUAAAUAAAUAUUACUAACAGAGCCAUGUUUUCACAAGAACAACAUUUCAUACAUUUACUUUUGUUUAUAAUUUUUUUAAAUAGAUUAUUGCUGAAUUUAUGCACACAUUUUAAAAUGUUAAUAUGUAGGUAUAUAUUC
Hydra vulgaris (swiftwater hydra) is the source of this 2680-nucleotide messenger RNA. RefSeq lists its product as uncharacterized. Lineage: Eukaryota; Metazoa; Cnidaria; Hydrozoa; Anthoathecata; Hydridae. The record is from RefSeq and is a predicted model, not a curated record.